AUGUUUAUGAGUAAGACCAAGGAUAAAGAUGUCGGUAAACGAAUUUUGUCCCGGGCUGAGGGUUGGAUGAUGCGGAUGGAUCACUGUUUCUUCGAGUUCGAGCACGUGUCAGGGAGUGACAACAUCGCUGAUGCCGCCUCGAGAAUUGGCGUCGUGCGAGAUGAUCCACAAUUUGGAAUGCAUAAGGAACCGCAUGAGCUAUGCACAGUUACGACAGACGCAGAGAUUAUUACUGAUCAUCUGUUGGCUUUGACCACAUCGGAAGUAAAGAAGACGCUGGAAAAGGAUGAUGAACUUCAAACCGUUAUAAAAUGGCUCGAGAAGACGAAAAAAUGGCCAGAGCAAAUCGCAAAGUACCAGCCUUCCCAACGUGACAUGUAUAUGCAAGGUGUCUUGUUGAUGAAACAAGAGAAGAUGGUUCUACCAAGCGUACUACGGGCCCGCGCACUUCUGUUGGCUCACCGCAGCCACCCAGGUAUGUCUACUAUGAAACAUUUUCUACGGCAAGGUUUGUGGUGGCCAGGUAUGGAUAGAGAAGUGGAAGACUUUGUACGGAGUUGUCCGGAAUGUCAGUUAGUAACUGCAUCGAACCAUCCAUUGCCUAUUACGUUGACGGAGCUGCCAAAGAAUCCGUGGGAUUAUGUCUCUAUGGAUUUCUCGACUGCGUCGGAUAUACACAACUGGAAAGCUCUUGUUCUCACUGAUAACUAUUCGCGGUUUUUAGUAGCAAUUCCCAUGGAUAAAACAGAUACUGAUGCGGUCAAAAACGUUCUCAAACGUGUUUUCAACACAUAUUACAUACCAAAAACAUUGAAAGCUGAUAAUGGGCCCCCAUUUAACAGCGCUGAUCUGAAAGCUUGGUUGCAGAGAGUAUGGGGAAUAAAACUCAUUCAUAGCACACCAUUGAAUCCAACAGAAAAUGGGCUCGUGGAAAGGUGCAUGCAGGGUAUCAAUAAGAUAACUUCUAUCGCGAAACUCGGGAGGAAAAAUUGGAAAGAGGCAUUGGCUGAUUACGUAGCAGCGUAUAACACAUGGCCACAUCAUGUUACGAAAAUACCACCAGCCGAAUUAAUGUUCGGAAGAACAGUAAGAGGAUUGCUACCAGAUAUACGGACGGAUUAUCAGCAAAUAUUGGACGAAGAACUCCGAGACCGAGAUCAAGCAUCCAAAUUCAAUCGAAAUCUCCGUGAAGAUUCAAGGCGCAGAGCUACCGAAUUGGAUAUUAUGGUAGGAGACACUGUACUGGUCAGUCAGGCGAAGCGCGAUAAAACGGAUUCACAAUAUAAAAAUGCUUUCCAUGAGGUAAUUGGAAUAGAAGGAGCUGGCCGUGCGACAGUAAAGGACUUAACCACACAGAAGGUUUUUGAUCGUUAUGUUAAAUUCUUAAAAAAAAUCGUUGAACGAAAGACAAUUGAACCAGAGGAGGAUGCACGCAAUCGACAGGAUGACAGUACAACUAGCAAACACUCACAGGUAGACAUAGAGGCGUCUACUGCCGCUACCACGAGUAACGAUGAGGAGCCUUUGUCUAAACGCCGAAACGCUAGGGAAAUUAAGCGACCUCAAAGAUUGUCCACGGAUGACGAUCACCAUCGGAGGAAUCUGAGCAUCAUCGAUCUCGACAUACACCAACCUUCGAAGAAUGAAACAUCCACACCGCAACUUACUAUGGAAUUGCACACCGACAAGGAUCUUCUAGCCGCCACCUCGAUCAAGUACACUCCAAUUCUAUUCUACAACCGGCUCCUGCUGCUAUUGCUGCUCCAGCUGGAUCUUCCGGCGAUAUUCGUCUAA
Armigeres subalbatus is the source of this 1794-nucleotide messenger RNA. RefSeq lists its product as uncharacterized. Gene Ontology annotation, molecular function: nucleic acid binding. Lineage: Eukaryota; Metazoa; Arthropoda; Insecta; Diptera; Culicidae. The record is from RefSeq and is a predicted model, not a curated record. Gene Ontology annotation, biological process: DNA integration. The coding region runs from base 1 to 1794 and encodes 597 amino acids. The transcript has 3 exons.